Fonsecaea multimorphosa CBS 102226 is the source of this 1284-nucleotide messenger RNA. RefSeq lists its product as uncharacterized. The record is from RefSeq and is a predicted model, not a curated record. NCBI's taxonomy places the organism in Eukaryota, Fungi, Ascomycota, Eurotiomycetes, Chaetothyriales, Herpotrichiellaceae. The coding region runs from base 1 to 1284 and encodes 427 amino acids. The transcript is spliced from 2 exons.
AUGGCCGUUGUUGGUAUGUUUGUGCUGUGUCUGUCGACGCUCUUCCUCCUUCUAGCCCCAUCUUCCGGAGUCAGCAUCCAGUCUGAUAUAAUCUCGAAAUGCGACGAUGCGAAGGGCCCUGACGAACAAUGCAGCAUUGUGGGUGAUGGAGACUUCUACGGCUUGGGGGUCAGAAUCGGCAUCUACGCGUCGUGGUUCGCUUCCUGGGUCAGCAACAGCUUCUUGCUCGAUGCGAGAGAGAUCUGCCAAUCUCUCGACACCAACGCCAGCUUUUUGUUCGCCAUCGCCGUCGCCGUCGCUACAUACUCUAUGUCGGGCAACAUCCGAAUCAUCGAUGCGCUGAUCCUGCUCCUGCUGUCUUUCGGGUAUCUGCUCAGCGUGAUGACCAUCUGGGGUUACAGGACGAAACCGGCAAACCGCCAUCAUUUCGGUGGCUGGGGCACACAUUUCCGCCUUGUCCUCGUGAAUGCUAUAAGCGCCUAUGGCAUUUGGUUCUGGGGCGUCGGCAUGACGUACAAGCUUCCCAAAUGCAACACGAGAGAACAGUGCGGCGGGCUGAAGCUGUGGAUUCUCGUUCAAGUCCCCAUCGCAGGCGCUGGGAUUCGAAACUUGUUCCUGGCCUUUUCGUGCAUCUGUGGUGCCUAUUAUUUCGCCAUGUUUCUUGCCGCCGUUCUGGCUUUCGUGAAACUCUUGCGCGAAACGAGCGACAACAACUGGAGGGACUGCCGUAAGUCGUUCAGCCGGAGAUUGCGCGAGCAGAUCGCGAAGGUGGACCCUUGGCCUCUGAACCUGCCAGAGAGAACUAGGAGCACAAUCGCUUUUUGGACGUUUGUGUGGCUUGUCUUUGCCAUUGCAUCAAUAGAGAUGACUCUCCAGAUCAACCAUGUGACUGGGCCCAGUGUCCAGACAUUUAUCGCCAAUGCCGGUCAAUUCAUUCCGCUUGUCGUCGGCGGCUGUACCCUUCUGAGGGUCCUUUGGAAAGUCGGCCUCCUGGGUCUGCCUUUUAAGCUGCUCAUGACUUUUCUGUUCCCGGACGUCAAACCAGAGUGUCCGAGCACAACCUCCCGAAACGAGACGAUGUAUUCGGCGCCGCAUGAGCGAACUUGGUGGUGGUGGACCAUUACCACAUGGCUGCCCUGGCUUUGUGUCUUCCGGUGCUGGAGGCAUGCUGGCCGAAGGAGCCCGAUGCGGAGGAAGCUUCGAGACUCGAGUUCGGGAAGCUACGGCUUCUCGAGUUAUACCACGGAGACCAAUGGCUCUGGUUCAUCUCCAUCAUCGAAUUGA